AUUUUGCUUCUUCUUUCACGUGUCCCAGGGUACUUUGAGUUUAUAGUACUUAAACAGCAGUGCUCCUGCUCCUGCCACUGGCAACCUUGCUUAUGGAACAGAUGAGUUUCAGAAGUAGUUUGUAAUAUGUCUGGCCACAGUUAUCCAUGUCUAGGUGACUUCUCAGUUUGACUACUGCAAUGCACUUUACAUGGGGCUGUCAUGGAAGACUGCAGCUAAUGAAGAACACUAUGGCUAGACUCCCAACUGGGACCAGAUGAAGAGAUCACAUUUCAGCUGUACUAAAACAACACUGUUGCUCAGGUAUGGUCUGAAGGCACAUAAAUCUACCACCUUGCUGAAGCUAAGCAGGUCUAGGUCUGGUCAGUGCCUGGAUGGGUGACCACCUCGGGACCACAUGUUCGCUGCCUUGAGUUCCGUGGCAGAAGAGAGGCAGGAAAUAAAUUGGUAUUUAAUCAGACAUGAAGCAUAUAAGGUGAGCCUGGCAGCAUCCUUGUACUUUGCUGGGUUGCUUAUUGGAAAUAUAUUGUUUGGUCAACUGUCAGAUAAACUGGGCAGGAAGCCUGUGUAUCUAACAGGUCUUUUCUUAGAUGUCAUUUUUGGGUAUGUUUCAGCAUUUGCUCCAAACUAUGACAUUUUUGCAAUGUCGCGCUUUUUCGUUGGAAUUACAAAUGGUGGUAUGUCUCUAGUGUCUUUUGUUUUGACACAAGAAUAUGUAGGAAAAUCCUUUUGGGCACUGACAGGUUCAUUAACAAAUUUGACAUUUGCGGUUGGCAUAGCAAUUUUUGCAUUAUUGGGUUAUUACAUAAGAGAGUGGCGUUUCCUUGCCUUCGUAUCCAAUUCUCCAGGACUUUUCUUUCUCCUCCUCUCUUUCAUGCUUCCAGAAUCACCAAGAUGGUUAUACUCCCAAGGGAAGACAACAGAAGCAGAGAAUGUGCUACAAUACAUAGCCCUUGGUAAUGGGAAAGAAAGAUUGUCUGUGAAACUGAAGCAAUGCACAGGAGCAGUAAAAAAGGAUGAUUCAGCUUCUGGUGUCCGAAGCCUCAUUAAACAUCCAGUCCUUCGGUGGCGCACUGUCAUCUUGAUGUAUAUUUGGUAUGUAUGCAGCCUUGUCUAUUAUGGCUUAACGCUGAAUGCCGGAGAAUUGGGAGGAAACCUAUAUCUAAAUGUAGCUCUUUCUGGCCUGGUAGAAGUUCCAGCAUUUCCACUCUGCAUGUUCUUCAUUGAAAAAUCAUGGUCAGGAAGACGUAAAAGUACAACUGCUUUUUUGAUAUUUUCAGGCCUUGCCUGUAUAUUCACCAUGUUCCUACCAGAAAAUAGAGGUGGAUUUUUAUUCAGUCCCAACAUCUUAGCUUUAUAUGGGAAAUUGACUGUAAGUGCUGCUUUCAACAUCGUAUAUAUUUACACUUCAGAACUCUACCCAACAGUAGUGAGAAAUGCUGGCUUAGGUGUAUGUUCAAUGACUUGUAGAUUUGGUGGUAUUUUGGCUCCAUUUGUCCCUUCCCUGAAAUCCCUUGGCCCAUCUGUACCAUUUGUGGUCUUUGGAAUCAGUGGAUUGUCAGCUGGUUUCCUUACUCUUCUACUACCAGAAACUGUGAAUAAACCCAUUGCAGAGACCAUUGAUGAUUUGCAGACACCUACCUACCAAAUACUUAAAAACAAAAAGGUAAAUCAGUUAGAAGAAGGCAAUUAGUGUGCAAAAACCAUAUCUUGGUUGAAAAUGACAACAGUACUUCCACUGUUGAGGUGUGGUGCCAUCAAGAUUCAACUCUAAAAGUAUUUUGGGAAUCUCAGUACGCUCAAUAAUGUGAACUUAAAUUGUGAAUGGCGGGAAGGGGUUAUACAAACUCACAAGGAACAAUGAAGGAGUGAAAUAUCUAUCUUAAACUGCCACACUCUAUAAAUGUUCUAGGACAUUCAGAAUUACCUGGUGAUUUAUGUCUUUGGUAACAAAAGGACCAGUCCUAUAUUGAUUAGAUGACUUAACUGUGUAAGUGUUAAAUUAUACUGGGGAUUUUUACGGUAAUCCUAAACAUGCAAGCAAGAGGAAGGUAUUUAAUUGGUGCAUCUGGUUUAUUUAAAUAGGCUCAGGAUAUCCUUAGUACAGUCUUCUUAAAGCACCUUCAGAAUGGAGGGUUACAGGUCAGCCUGGAAUAUUUAGGCGUUGUUACUUUUUACACUCUUCAUGAUGCCAAUAUUUUUGUAUUUAUGUUUUAAGAUGAAUGUUCCACAAUAUUUAUAAAGACCAAAGAUGCCUUUUGUUACUGUUUCAAACUGUUGCUGCAAUAUGACUUGUCUGUAGUAAGAAUUAAAUUUAUUGCAGUACAAACCUGCUGUUAGAAACAGUUAAAUGAUCAAUUAGGAAAUGCAGGUUUUGUGUGAAGAAGCAAGUUACCAAUGACGUUCCAUGUAUCAUGGCAGAAAAUAUUAUAUAUGAUUAUGGAUUGGAUACAAAUGUGCCCAUCCAUCUGCAGAAAAAUUCUUCCACUCAGAAGGGCUGUUAUAUAGCCCACAUCAGUGGCGUAAAGUAUAAAAGUGAAAGUAAAUCCAAAACUGUUCAUCUUUUUGCACAAGAGCCUUCUGCAUAAACUGAAUCAUGAAAAACACCAUAGACCAGGCAUAGAGAAACUCGGCUCUCCAGAUGUUUUGGAACUACAACUCCCAUCAUUCCUAGCUUACAGGACCAGUGGUCAGGGAUGAUGGGAGUUGUAGUCCCAAAAUAUCUGGAGGGCCAAGUUUGCCUAUGCCUGCCAUAGACCCUCCCUACUACACUAUAGCAUUGCAAUGAGCUGCAAGCCCUUUGCAAUAUUGCAUUGCCACUUCUUUUCCUUACGGUUCUUUGAAUCCAAUCCUAACAAGAGUUUUCACAAUAUGACAUCAUACCAAAGGGAUUUCUUUUCAUUUUGCCCUUGAUAUAUGGGGAAAUUAAAGGUUAAAAUGGUGUUUUGAUAGCCUGCUAGAAACAAGGCCUACAGUUUAUAGCAUUCAAGCAGACUGCUGUCAGCUGUCAGCUGUCAAACCAUUUUUGGUGUCUGGCAGACUCAGCUGACAACGAUCUACAUUUACAGUUUGAUUUCAGUGUCCAACUAUUUAAGUAAAGUAAGCAUAGCAAAAUAAUAAUGAUAAAACACCCUUACGAUACCUGGCUUACAAUCCUUUAAAUAUCUAUUAUUUAUUUAAACAUCCUGCUUCAGCACUUGGUUAUUAAACUUGACGAACUAUUGGGUUUGUGGGGCCUUUUUUAUAUAUACUUCUGCAUAUUUCAUUUUUUAAAGUUCCAGAACAUACCAGCCAGAACUUUUUGUCCAUGUCAUUGGGUAAUUCAUUAAUUUAUAUUGGUGUUCAUGUCCAAAAAACAGAAAAAAGAUGGAAGACCCAUUUUUUUAUGUGGGGUUUUGCUUAUAAUUAUGGAAAGCUUUAUAAAUCUAUAUUUUUGUAAGAGAAAAUAUAGCUCCUGUGGAAGCAGAAGUGAGUUGCUAAGAUAAUUCUCCACCAACUUACCGACACAUAAUGAAAUAGUUCUCAUGUCAGAUAAAUAAUAAUGUAUCUUUAAUGAGGCUGUUUUAUUCCAAUGAUGUUUCAAAUGGCUAAUAAAAACACCUUUUAAAUGCU
This is a messenger RNA of Podarcis muralis (Common wall lizard), 3612 nucleotides long. RefSeq names its product solute carrier family 22 member 15-like. NCBI's taxonomy places the organism in Eukaryota, Metazoa, Chordata, Lepidosauria, Squamata, Lacertidae. Gene Ontology annotation, molecular function: transmembrane transporter activity. Gene Ontology annotation, cellular component: membrane. Gene Ontology annotation, biological process: transmembrane transport. The record is from RefSeq and is a predicted model, not a curated record.